This is a messenger RNA of Solenopsis invicta (red fire ant), 3349 nucleotides long. Its product is annotated as major royal jelly protein 1. Lineage: Eukaryota; Metazoa; Arthropoda; Insecta; Hymenoptera; Formicidae. The transcript has 6 exons. Bases 1598 to 2779 code for a protein of 393 amino acids. The record is from RefSeq and is a predicted model, not a curated record. Gene Ontology annotation, cellular component: extracellular region.
GCAUUUUUUUGCAGAGAGAAAAUCAGAUGGGAAUUAUAAUUGAUUUUAAAAAUAAUUCUUUAUUUCUAAACUUAAUUUCACAGACGUCCGGUUUCCGUUAAAAUAUGAUACACUUCUAUUUGUUUAUUUAUUGAAAGAGCUCCGUAAAUACCUUCGCACAAUAAGAAAAAUCGCCGUAGGCAGCUUCUUAUUGAAGGAACUUGGACAUUAUCUCUGCAUAAAUAGGAAAACGAUAGUUUCGCAAGUUUAAUUAAAAUGGAUAGGUAUGUUAUUGUGUCGAAACUUCCAUAGAGGCGACAAGAAGCGCUGCACAACUUUUCUAAAAUUGUUUAAAUCAAAUUUAGCGAGUUGUGAGUUUACUGCGAAGAUACGAACCGUCACCGAAACAAUAUCAAUUACGUACAUUCAAUACAUUUGAAACUUGAUAAAAAAAGAACUAGAUCAAACAUGCAAGUGUGUCUUACAUUUUUCAGAAUUUCUCUACAAUUAGGAACUUCCUCGAGACUUCAAUCUCCUCUGCGGAGAAAGUAAGCAGCUUUAAAAUGCUCAAAAGGCAUUGAAUCACUUGAUUGAAAAUAAUACAAAGUCUUAUUAGUUAUAAAAAAUAGAACAGAACGAAAUAAAUAAAAUUAUUGCAAAAAAAAAAUUAUUUUAAUUUGAAAAAUAUAAUGAAGAGACAAAUUAAAGUCGACUUAUGCUAAUUCCUUGCAUGACUGAAAAUUAGAGAGUGAAACUGAAGCGCUCAAUUAAACGUAAAUUGUAAUGUUCUAAAAUUUUUUACAUCACAACGUAAAAAAUAUAUUCCAUUUCAUGUUUGAUUUUGUACCAUGCGAUAUGAUAAUUCAAAUAAUUUUUUCAAGAUUCGAAUUAUAUAAUAAUAAUUUAGGGUUUAUGGAAUUUUGUAACUUUGACAUGCUAUAUCUCUGAACAGAAAGUAUAUUUUUUAACUCAUAAAAUAUGAAAUCAGUACCUGAGUGUUUGAUAAAGAUAAACGAGACCUAAAUCAAAAAUAUUUUAUUCUCAAGUAAUUACAAUUUUUUCUUAAUGCACAAAAUUGCAAAAAAUGAAUACUCGGGUCCCGUCAGACCCAUGUGGAGAUUUGGUGUUAAUUUUACUUGAUAAUAGUAUUACGUGUUAUAAGAUAUUUAUUUUUAAAGAAGUAUAUAGCUUUCGUACAUAUAACACUUAAAUACAUAUAAAUUUUAAAAAGAUUCCGAUUAUCGUACUUCUAUUAUUAAUCGGAUUCUAUUACUUAUGCUUACGAUACUAUUUUGUUUUAUUAUAUAACUCAUACAUACGUACUUAUAAUAAUUAAUGUAACCAGGGCUAAAGCUUGCUUCGAUUAACACAUUAUUGACUAAAAAUUCAAAAAUACUACAGUCCUAUCUUAUAAUAAAUAUGUAACUGAAUCGAUAAUGAUUUAAAUGAGGAGGAAAUAUAAUCUUGAAUUUGAAUUUAUAUAUUACGUUGUAUUUAUAACGUAUACUAGUCAGCGUUCAGUCCCAUUUACUCUCGCAAGACGCUGUCAACACACUUCACAUAAUAUUGUUCAUAUAUUGUACGUGUAAAUGUAUAAUUAAUUAUACGCUACGCAAAAAUGAGACAUUUUCUACUUGUUAUCUCAAUUUUAUCGAUGGCAACUAUAAGUUUCGGCAAAUUGUAUCUUGAGCAUCAAUGGAAAUAUGUUGAACUUUUUUGGGAAAGUCCGCAGCAGAAAUAUGAAGCGAUAAUGUCCGGCAGAUACAAUGCUAGCGCAGCUUUUUUUUACGACGUAGACAAGGGACUUGAUGGUAGAGUAUUUCUUACGGCGGGGAGUGACAAGACUGUGGUACCAGCUAGUAUAUUGACAGUAAGCGAGAAACAGGGAGAGACUGGUCCACUUCUGCGUCCGUAUCCCGAUUGGUCUUGGUAUAAAGAUGGUUGUAAUGGUAUUACAGGUGCUGUUUACAAUAUAGAAAUUAAAUGCAAUCAUAUGUUCCUUGUGGAUAAUGGCCAAAUUAGAAAGAAUCAAGUAUGUUCACCGCAACUAUUGAUCUUCGAUUUAUACACUGACAAAUUGGUUAAACGUGUUCCUAUCCCGAUUGAAAUUGCGCAUCACAAAAAUACUACUGGAGUGUUAAGUUCAGUUGCUGUUUUUACCCCAUUUUGCAGAAAUGUGAAGGAUGAUGCAGUUGUAUUCAUGGCAGACUCGAAAGGUUCUGGUUUAGUGGUAUAUAAUGGACGUACUUCUAAGAUGUGCAGAGUCGAAUCUGAUUCGAUGAAAAUUCCGCCUGAUCCUAAUUUCGUAAUAGAAAACAAGACUUAUCAUUUUUCGGAUACUGUCCACGGUAUGACAAUUAUUGGUAAAGAUUUAUACUAUGCUACUUUCAUGGGACGGCAAAUAUAUAAAGUAGAAUUUCAGAAGUUAAUAGACUGUUCACCACAAGAUAUUAAUGAAGCUAAUAGACAAACUCAAUCGAUUGCGUUAGAAGGUCCGACAACAAUGUUGGCGUCUCACAGAUGUUCGUUAUUUUUUAGCGAUGUAACAAAAAGGUCUAUUAUGUGUGCGAACGUUACGAAGAAUUUUAACUCCAUAAAUAAGGAACUUGUUGCACAUGAUCCAAAAAUGGAAUUUUCGGCUGGGUUGAAGGUCAGAAAUGGUGAAUUAUUGAUUUUAUCAAACAGAUUUCCUUUAACUUCAAAUAAUAACUUAAAUAGAAACGAGAUAAACUUUCGUUAUUUCUCAAUUCCUAUUACGGAUAUAGAAAAUAACACAAAUUGCUUUUCUUUCUGCAAUUAAGGCGUCAUCAUAUUUGACUUUUUGUUAUACAUUUUAACAUACAUUGCAAUAUAUGUAAUAAAAGAAAAUUUUAAGGUAUGUAUGUGUAGUUUUGUAGUAUGUUGCAAGAAAUUAGUUUGCAUAUCUGUAGAUCUGUAGAUUUUAAAUACAUUUCAAAUCUGGUUUAGGAUAAUUUUAAUUUGAAAAUAAAUAAAUUUUCUUAAGAUUUGUCAGCAAACACAAUAUGUAAUAUAAUUGUUAAGAUAAAUAGAAAUAAGUAUGUUAUAAAUAUUGAGUGUUUUAUAGUAAUUAAAUAAAAUAAUUGAGCAUAGAAGCUUAUAGUUUAGAUGCAAGGACGAAUCUUAUAAAGAUGACUCCGCAUCCGAUUUAGCUUAAUAUUAUAUUAAUUUUAUUAUUAACAAUCAUAAUCCUAUAAUAUUUAAAUUCUCCAUAGUAUCUUAACAUGAAGAACUAAAAAUGAGAAAAUUAAAAUGAAAUAAGAAAUGGUAAAAUGUUAAUUUAUAUGUAUAGUUAUAAAUCUCAUUAUGCAAAAUAUAGUCUACGUCGGCAAAUAAAAAUUGUGAACGUUAA